CACUGGCAGACCGCAAGCCAGUAACAUUAACAUCUGUUGUCUUAAUACUGUUCAGCGAUAUAUAAAUGCGACAUUAUCGAAAACCCUCGCAGCAUAGCAAUAAAAAUAGAUCAUGAAUAUCUUAGAUGAUUUUAUGAAAAAAGAAUGUGAAAGUGAAGUAUAGGUCCUCAGUAUGCGAAUACAAUGUGGGAAAAUAUUCGGGAAAAUUAGGUUUGAAUAUAUUGUAUCGGUCAGACAGAUGUCAACAAAGCCAAAGGUCGCGCAACAUUGAUCUUAAAACGGAGCGUUUGCAAGACCACAAUCGUCUGGCGUGCAUGCAACCUUGAUUAACGAGUAUUGACGCUGCAAUCUGAUUGGCCUAGACAGCCAUUUCAUCUUGUGACAGCCAAUCAGAGUGGAAAGAUUUAAUUGCGCCGUACGUACGAAUCUAAUGAGGAAAGCUCGCUCAUUAGCAUUUCUGGCUUGAUGGAAAUUGUACACAAAAAUUUCGUCGUAUGUCUAAAUACAGCAUUGUGAAACUACUUCAAGGGAGUUGACAUCGUGGCUAGUUUAAGCAAAAUGCCUUUCUACUUCGCUUUUCAAAACCGACGAAGAAAAGUGAAGAGGAAUUUGGUGUUAGGGAACAAGACGAAGAAAAAAUCUCGCAAAAGCGGCGGAUUUGACAAUUCACAGUGGUCAGGCAUCGGCGUUAAUGAGUUAGCAGCUUAUGAAAACUCGACGCUCAGCGUUGCUAGACGGCUUUCAUUAGAAAGUUCGGUACUGGAUGGAUCUCGAGGGAUUUCACCGCUAUCGCAGGAAUUAGAAACCGUUCCUGGAUCACCCACGUAUGAAUCUGGCCCUCCUAAACCACCAAGACUUAUGGAGAAGAAAUUAUUUACUUGUGAAAAUCCGGAGUGUAACCGUACUGAGGAGCUCUUGGGGAUGAUUGCUAUAAACUUUAAAGCCUGCCCAGCUUGUUUUACACAUUAUUGUUCCACAAAAUGCAGGGUGGCGCACUGGCCUCUUCAUAAAAUGGUCUGUCAUUAUGGUCGCAUGAAAAGUUACAUGAAGAUCAUAGGUGAACUUUGCAAGUCGUGUGAAGAUGUUCAGUCCCAGUUAUCAUCCUUGGCUACUGCUGGUUUUUACACAAAAGGACGAGGAUGUGUCAUGCUUGUUUUCGCGAGUGCAAACGACGCAAGGUUAUUUAUUGACGAAAAAAUAGGCCAAAAACCAACGUACUCAUCCCUGGAACAAAUCGAAACUCUGGGCGUACGCAGUGAGCAUCGGAAAAACUUAGUGCGUAUAAUUAAUCAUUACAAACCAGAUUGUGAGUUUGUUCUAAACGUCGCCAUUGUAGCUGAGCGUAACAUGCCUGCUUCGCCUGCUGUCCCCAGAAACAAGGAUCCCUCUCUGAUAGAACAGUUUGUCAUUCCUCUAAAUGGAAAGAAGGAAACUAGUUUAAGUAAAGCAUAUCGAAGAUUAACUCUCUAAUUUCAAGCCAAAUUUAUCUAGGUUUAUCUCACAGAUAACACAGUCCGGUGUGCUGGAACAAUUUUGAAAAAUGAUAUAUGUAAUUUCAAAGAACAUUUUUGAAACUGAUGAAACAUGCAACUUGGUAUAUUUAAGAUUGACUGCGUCAUAUAUACAUGUCAUAUACAUAUAGCAGACGUUGUAGAGAUGAAUAGCUCAUAUGCGCAUAAUUGAAACGUUUAAAAUCGUUCAAAGUUCUUAAAAAACAGAGGCGGAAUCCCAGGCAAAGCGAUUGGCAGUGCUUAAGCUUACCAUGCAUGCUGGCUAGGACACAUAGCAAAAUUUGAGCAGGAAACUAGGGAUAAUCUGUCAACGGCAAAUGUAUCAUCGCAGCCCUUCCAUGCACGAAGGCUUGAAAAUAAAUUAAUGUCUGAUCUUCCAUAAUCAAGAAUACCACAAGGCCAAGAUCGAGGCAAGGAUUUUAUCACGGUUUUAUGUUUCGACAGAAAUUCUACUGAAGUUUCAUUCAACAUUUCUUAAAAUAUGUACUGCAUUGACUACAACUGUAAAUUAGUAUUACUAUUAGGUUCUAUGGCUUAUACGGUUAGUUGGCUGUUGGCCUAUAUUUUCAUGAUAAAGAUGUAAAAAGGAAGGGUGCAUAUAGCAUAUGUAUAUAUCAAUACGUAACUACAAACUACAAAAUAACUACAUUACAGUAUGACUCAAUUGUCUCAAUAUGACAUGUAACAUAUUAUAUACUGUUGUUUGAUCUUGUAUUGCGGGUUUCUUGCAUAAAUCAAAUCUGCUUGAAAACGUUUUGUGGAGUUUGCGCGAGAAGAUUUUUGCAGAUGAAUUUUAAAAAUUGCUGGUUUUUUAUUUAGUUUCAUCCACUUUUGCCUUUUUUUAGUUGUCUUUGGGAAAGUUUGAUAAUACCCAGAUAUUGAGAAUGAAUGCAUGUCAUAUUGUAAAUAUGUGCAAAUAGUAAAAAACUCAGGAUUUCUUUCUCAAACUUCAACGACAGUCAAACUUCAACGUGGCAGAUGUCGGCAAUCGGACAAUCUGGCUAAAUAUAAACGAUUUAAUUUUUAAUUGGGUGCAAAAUUGAGAUUGCAUGAAAUUAAAAGUUAUAUUUAUAUUGGCGCGGCUCACACUUGUGCCAAAUUCGGAAGAAUUGUCUGAACAAAAACCAAUUU
Messenger RNA from Dendronephthya gigantea, 2642 nucleotides. Its product is annotated as apical junction component 1 homolog. Gene Ontology annotation, biological process: cell-cell junction organization. Bases 559 to 1470 code for a protein of 303 amino acids. Gene Ontology annotation, cellular component: plasma membrane; apical junction complex. The record is from RefSeq and is a predicted model, not a curated record. Lineage: Eukaryota; Metazoa; Cnidaria; Anthozoa; Malacalcyonacea; Nephtheidae. The transcript has a single exon.